Rhizophagus irregularis DAOM 181602=DAOM 197198 is the source of this 258-nucleotide messenger RNA. The record is from RefSeq and is a predicted model, not a curated record. NCBI's taxonomy places the organism in Eukaryota, Fungi, Glomeromycota, Glomeromycetes, Glomerales, Glomeraceae.
UUUAGAUUAUCAAAUGCAUUUGCUGAUGUUGUAGCUACAUCAAAUAUAACUGCUGGUCUCUCUUUUACAAUGUUGUUGCUUUGGUUUGAUUUCAUCCUACAUCUUCGAUUGUUUUUAGAACCUGCGUUAUAUAUUUACAUUAUAGUAAAUAUUAUAAAAAAGACAUAUUUAUUUGUCGUUUUCAUGUUAUUGGUUGUCCUUGCGUUCUCCCACGUGUUUUUACUCUUAUUACAACAUACAGAUUUUUCGGAUCUUGAU